Molecule: messenger RNA, 987 nt
Organism: Fusarium fujikuroi IMI 58289
Lineage: Eukaryota; Fungi; Ascomycota; Sordariomycetes; Hypocreales; Nectriaceae
Product: related to reductases
Exons: 1
Coding region: 1-987 (328 amino acids)
Source: RefSeq, a predicted model, not a curated record
AUGGCCGAUCGCUACGUCACCAUUCAUGAGUCUCCCAAUGGACCAGGAGACUCACGACCAACAGCUGUCCAGAUCAUCAAGGAUGAAGGACUGGAAGGGAAAUUGAGCGACCUAGUUGUCUUUAUUACCGGAUGUUCUGCCGGUAUCGGCGUUGAGACGGCAAAAGCGCUGCAUCUCACUGGCGCAACUCUAUAUCUAACGGCUCGAGACCUCGAAAAGGCAAAGUCAGCCCUAGGCGACCUCGCGCAGGGUGAGCGUGUCCAUCUUCUCGAACUUGACCUGGAAUCGCUGGAGAGUGUUCGCUCAUGCGCCGCCAAGUUCUUAUCCGAGAGUCCGAAACUCAAUAUCCUUAUCUGCAACGCUGGGGUCAUGUGUACACCAGAAGGACGCACAAAAGAGGGCUUCGAGACUCAAUUCGGAACAAACCAUCUUGCCCACUUCCUAUUGUUCCAGCUACUCAAACCUGCCCUCGCCAAAGGUGCGACGUCUGAUCAUGCAUCUCGAGUCGUCAUGCUAAGCUCACUUGCGCAUCGCUUUGGCGAGGUUGACUUUGACAACGUCAACAUGGAAGGCUGCUACGAUCCCAACAAAGCAUACUCACAGAGUAAAACUGCCAAUCUUUGGACAGCUAAUGAGAUUGAGCGGAGGUACGCCAGUGAGGGUAUCCAUGCGUGGAGUGUUCAGCCAGGCGGUGUCCUCACAGAUCUGGGAAGGCAUUUAUCUGAGGAACAAAAGAGCGGCCUUGCAGUGGAUCCAUAUCUCAAGACCAUUUGGAAGCUCCCGGACCAAGGUGCUGCUACAAGUGUCUGGGCAGCUGUCGCUCAGGCUUUGGAAGGACAAGGCGGGAAGUAUCUUGAGGACUGUCAAAUCGUUGGGAAAUGGGAUCCUUCAUCUCUGUUGUAUGCAAGAGGACAUGGGGAGCAUGCGUGUGAUACUGAGAAAGCGGCCAGAUUAUGGGAUAAGUCUUUGGAGUGGGUAGGCCUGUAG